CGGUCGGUCUGUUAACCGCCGAAAAUAUUCGUCGGCGAUCUCGAUUCCUCCGGUGAAUCGUCCGAGCUUGCAUCAGAUUACAAGAACUUUGAAGCUCCACUACCUUCAUAAGCUUGCGGGGCUAUGGCCUCGCUGAUUUUUUUGGCUUCGACUAUACCAAAGCAUGCACUCAUCAAUAGUCAACUACAAAAUAUUAGUUUUUUGAAAAUUCCCAAACAAAGUAAUCUUUCCACCUUAUCUUAUACUCAUCACAAGGCCUGGCCAUUGCCAUUGCCAUUGCUGUGCACAAAAUUGUUCCCUUGGGAACCUCCCACUCCAUUUUCUUCUGUUGAUGAUGAGACGAACAUUAUCAAAGGUGGUAAUAUGGUUGAACCCAUAGAUGCAGAAGAAUCAACUGAACUUCCAUUACUCCAGAGUAAAGAAGACAUAAUAGACAUGAAUGCUCAACAGUAUUCACAGCAGCAGCCUCUCAAAUGGCCAAUGUGGCUGAUCGGUCCUUCCUUUCUACUAGCAACAGGAAUGUUGCCAACCCUGUGGUUGCCUUUGUCUUCUGUCUUCGUUGGUCCCAACAUAGCUGGACUUCUCUCUUUACUAGGCCUAGAUUGCAUCUUCAACAUCGGCGCAACCUUAUUCCUUCUUAUGGCUGAUGCCUGUGCUGCUCACCCCAGGAGAAAAAUCCAAGUUCCUCCUCUUCCAUACAGAAUGUGGAAUAUGGGGGCUAGUGUGCUGGGUUUUCUUGCACCAAUGUUGAUGAUGGUUGCCUCUCACAGAGGUUUGCUUGCGCCGGAGCUUUCCUUUAUGUCAUUUUCUGUGCUGCUUGGACCUUAUCUUCUGCUUUUAGCUGUACAGAUGGUGACAGAAAUGCUAACAUGGCACUGGAAAUCUCCAGUUUGGUUGGUGACCCCAAUAGUGUAUGAGGCUUACAGGAUCUUGCAGCUGAUGAGAGGUCUAAGACUGGGUAGUGAAGUAAGUGCAACUGGAUGGGCUAUAACUAGCAUCAGGCUUCUGGUAUCAUGGUGGAUUUUUAUUCUGGGGAUCCAGCUCAUGAGAGUUGCUUGGUUUGCUGGUUUGAACUAUGGAAGUCAAUCUAGAGAAGCCACAGGCUGAGCAGAUGGUGUACUUUGUCAGGGAUGAUGACAGUGAUAAUGUUAUAUAAGCACUUCGAAUCUUCAGCUACUCAGUAAGGAAAUGAGAAGAUGGAAAAGUGAGCAAAUAAUAUGCUUUCUUUUAAGAUCCAUCCAAACACAAUUUGUGGUUCUUGUGAAAAGGUUAGUCACAGCUUUCCAUUGAUCUUACUAUGUACAAUAUCUAUUUGUUUUGCUUAUCAUUGCUAGCUAUAAAUUUUGGAUUCUUUUGGCUAA
This is a messenger RNA of Dendrobium catenatum, 1361 nucleotides long. RefSeq lists its product as uncharacterized. Lineage: Eukaryota; Viridiplantae; Streptophyta; Magnoliopsida; Asparagales; Orchidaceae. The coding region runs from base 124 to 1107 and encodes 327 amino acids. The transcript has 2 exons. The record is from RefSeq and is a predicted model, not a curated record.